UAGUGUAAACGAAGCAAGCUCCUCAUGGAGUGAUGACUUUGCUACAGAAGAUACAAAGUUCCAAGAACAGCAUGACAAAUUUACAAACCGAAUUUUAAAAACAAGAGAUCUGAAAGAUCCUACACAAACUUUGCCAAUUACUGGAGAAUUUAGUGUCCAAGAACAAGGAAUAAUUAUGCAUAACAUAGAAGCAUUAAAAAUACUGAAACUACCCACAGUACAAGCAUGGAAUUCAUAG
Messenger RNA from Racocetra persica, 238 nucleotides. The record is from the annotation of a GenBank genome assembly. Lineage: Eukaryota; Fungi; Glomeromycota; Glomeromycetes; Diversisporales; Gigasporaceae.